CUCUGUGUAGUUACAGUGAAUCAGAGCAGAAGCGCGUCAUGGGACGCCAGUGCGCUAAAACAGAGACGCUGGAUCGGUGCGACUCACUUUUACGGACACUUUUUACGCAAUUUCUUCAUGUGUUCAGACUUCCAGGUCGGAUCUGCCUGAAUCUUUAGAUUUUUCAAAGUAUUGCUUAGACGGUCUUCUGAACAGUAGACAUGAAUGCUACAUUUAACCAAACGGACAGCGGAAUCUUUUCCAACCGGACUGAGGAGAUCCUCCUGUGCUGUAACUUGUCGUCGGUGGUGACGGAUAACGGCUUCACGGCUGCCGCCCCGGAUGAGAGGAGUCUCUUCAUCAUGAGAAUAGUUCAGAUAGCGGUGAUGUGCGUUCUCUCCCUCACCGUAGUCUUCGGGAUAUUUUUCCUUGGCUGUAACUUGCUGAUCAAGUCGGAAGGGAUGAUCAACUUUUUGGUAACAGACCGGAGACCUUCCAAAGAGGUAGAGGCGGUUAUCGUGGGCGCGUACUAGAGACAUGAUGAGGAUUAUGCACCGCCAUCAAAUGAAGUUUGUGUGCGUCCUGAUGGACAUGUAUUUCGAUGACCUCUUUACAAACAAGACAUAGUAUUAUUUGGCCCGCUGAAAACUUUUAUCUGGGAAAUCCACUGAAUGCGUUCUCUUACAUUCUGCGU
Carassius carassius (crucian carp) is the source of this 673-nucleotide messenger RNA. It is a transcript of the gene rprma, whose product is annotated as reprimo, TP53 dependent G2 arrest mediator candidate a. NCBI's taxonomy places the organism in Eukaryota, Metazoa, Chordata, Actinopteri, Cypriniformes, Cyprinidae. The transcript has a single exon. Bases 201 to 512 code for a protein of 103 amino acids. The record is from RefSeq and is a predicted model, not a curated record.